AACAGUCGCGCGACGGCCGGCCGGAGCGUAUAUAACACCGGUGCCGCCGAUCCUGUGCGCCCGUGGUCCGCUUCGUCUCGUCCUCUCGUCACGUAAUCCGCGCGUCUCAGCUGACUGUCAGCCAACUGCACCGUCGACGACCAUCGCAGACGAUUCCGUCAACCGGCAGACGCCGCCGGACGAUCCGACUCGUGCGCCGCCCACCGCGUAUAACAUUCGCACCGAUCGGGCUUUACGUGCGCACACAGAGCAUCGUUAUAUCAUUAUCGUUUUAUAACCACUGCAGGCGAACGAUAUAAUUUAUUACAUUUUAUAACGAUAAUAUUAUCGUCGUAACUACUCCGUGUACUUCGCUGUAAACCAGCCGCAAGAUGCUCCCGAUCGUCGCCGCCGCCCUGUUGAUUGCCGCCGUCCAGGUCGUUCAAGUCGCCGGCGCCUACACACCAUGGGAUCAUUUGUUCGACUACCGGGAUGAACAGGUGCCGGACGAACGGCCGACCAGAUAUUGCGCGGCGUGUGAUAAACCGUGUGGGACCCAACCGGAACGGAGAUCGGCUUUUGCGAAGAUCGUCAACGGCAAAGAUACACGGGAAAACGAAUUCGGCUGGGCAGCUACGUUGUCGCGACGAGGUCAGUUCUAUUGCGGCGGCACACUCAUCACCAAGAAGCACGUGCUUACCGCUGCCCAUUGCGUCGAGAAUUUCAGCCCCAAAGAUCUAACCGUGACCAUCGGUGAACACGACCGGAAAGUUGAAACCGGCCGCAAGUCCGUUCACCACGUGACCCAAAUCCACCGGCACCAAGACUUCCGACUAAGCACUUUCGACAACGACAUCGCAAUCAUAGAACUUCGUGAACCCGUGCCCAUCAACAGCCCAUGGGUGCGCGUCGCGUGCUUACCCAAGUCCGCCGACACGUCCUACGAAGGUAUCAAAGGCACCGUGAUCGGAUGGGGCAGAUUGGGCGAACGUAAAAAGUCAUCAAACAUCCUGCAGAAAGUCGACGUACCAAUCAUAUCGAAUGCAGACUGCAAGGAUAUGGGAUAUUCGCCUGAGAAGAUCACCAGUAACAUGAUAUGCGCUGGAUACAAGGAAGGUCAACAGGACGCCUGUCAGGGUGACAGCGGUGGACCGAUGCACAGACACAUAGAUUCUUCUGAUACUAUGGAAGUCAUCGGUAUCGUGUCUUGGGGCAAAGGAUGUGCCAGGGAAAACUAUCCAGGAGUGUACACCAGAGUGGCCAACUACCUGGACUGGAUUAUGGAUCACACAGGAGACGAAUGCAUUUGUGGAGCCGAAAGUUCCUGAACACGUUUUUUCCUUACCUCAUCUUCACAACUUUCAUUUGAAUAUACCACACUUAAAAUUAUCAUUAUUAUUCUCAUGUGCAUAAUUAAGUAUAAAUCUAAACGUAUAUAUUUAUAUAAUGUUACUACAUAGUUUAUAAUUGUAUUAACCACCGAAUAAGAUUACCUACAUUUUAAUAUUAUAUUGUUAUUUAUAUAUACGAUGUAAAUUACGUAAAGUCUAGUCAACACACGCAUGUAUAAUUAUUGAAUUUUAAAUAGCAUUAAUUAAUACGAUUUUAA
Messenger RNA from Acyrthosiphon pisum (pea aphid), 1588 nucleotides. RefSeq names its product trypsin-3. The coding region runs from base 372 to 1307 and encodes 311 amino acids. Gene Ontology annotation, molecular function: serine-type endopeptidase activity. Lineage: Eukaryota; Metazoa; Arthropoda; Insecta; Hemiptera; Aphididae. The record is from RefSeq and is a predicted model, not a curated record. The transcript has 7 exons. Gene Ontology annotation, biological process: proteolysis.